UUUGCUCCGUUAAGAAAUUAGAAAAAUGAUGAAAAAUUGAAGCUAAUCCUCUCUCCGACUGAACGCGGGAAAAAAAGUAUAAACCCUAUUUCCGGUGCCGAGGAGAGUGGAUCAGCGGGAGAAGAAAUGGCGCCAUUGUUGCAGAGCUCUCAACCAUGGGUGGAAAAAUAUCGACCGAAGCAAGUGAAAGAUGUAGCGCAUCAGGAUGAGGUGGUUCGGGUCCUCACCAACACUCUCGAGACUGCCAGUUGUCCACAUAUGCUGUUCUAUGGACCGCCUGGUACUGGAAAAACCACCACUGCUCUUGCGAUUUCCCAUCAAUUAUUCGGUCCUGAACUUUACAAGUCUAGAGUUUUGGAGUUGAAUGCAAGUGAUGACCGCGGGAUCAAUGUUGUUCGGACUAAGAUUAAAGAUUUUGCUGGUGUUGCAGUAAGCAGUGGCCAACGCCAAGGGGGUUAUCCUUGUCCACCCUUCAAGAUAAUCAUUCUGGAUGAGGCUGAUUCAAUGACUGAAGAUGCUCAGAAUGCCUUGAGGCGUACCAUGGAAACACACUCCAAAGUGACACGAUUCUUUUUUAUUUGCAACUAUAUCAGCAGGAUUAUAGAGCCCCUUGCAUCUAGGUGUGCAAAGUUUAGGUUUAAGCCACUUUCUGAAGAGGUUAUGAGUAAGCGUAUAUUGCACAUCAGCAAUGAAGAAGGUCUUAGUCUAGACGGAGAGGCUCUUUCAACCUUAAGUUCAAUCUCUCAAGGUGACCUCCGUCGAGCUAUCACAUAUUUACAGUCAGCUGCACGCUUAUUUGGAUCAUCAAUCUCUUCAAAGGAUUUGGUUAACGUGUCUGGGAUUAUCCCUCGGGAGGUUGUUGAUGCACUUUUUACUGCUUGUAAAAGUGGUAACUUCGAUACUGCAAACAAGGAAGUCAACAAUGUACUUGCAGAAGGAUAUCCAGUGGCUCAAAUGCUUUCACAGAUAUUUGAAGUGGUGAUUGAAGACAAUGAUUUGCAAGAUGAGCAGAAGGCCAGGAUAUGCAAGAAGUUGGCCGAAGCUGACAAGUGUCUCGUUGAUGGUGCGGAUGAAUAUUUGCAACUGCUCGAUGUGGUAAGUCAAACAAUGCAAGCUUUAAGAAGUAUGCAACUGUAGAUCUUGAUUAAACUCGGGCGGUUUUGGUAUCGGAUAUAUCUAACGUAUGCCAUUUAGUAUAUAGAUAAAAUGUAACUUUUGACUUGUACAAAUUGUUUUAGAAUUGUAUUGUUUGUAGCCGCUGAAUUGAUAUGCUCAAUCUUGUUUAUUUAAUCCAUCAUUUUCUUAUGGUUUCUUCAA
Cucumis melo (muskmelon) is the source of this 1317-nucleotide messenger RNA. Its product is annotated as replication factor C subunit 4. Bases 127 to 1137 code for a protein of 336 amino acids. Gene Ontology annotation, biological process: DNA-templated DNA replication; DNA repair. The transcript is spliced from 12 exons. NCBI's taxonomy places the organism in Eukaryota, Viridiplantae, Streptophyta, Magnoliopsida, Cucurbitales, Cucurbitaceae. Gene Ontology annotation, molecular function: ATP hydrolysis activity; DNA clamp loader activity; DNA binding. Gene Ontology annotation, cellular component: DNA replication factor C complex; nucleus. The record is from RefSeq and is a predicted model, not a curated record.